AUGAAUCCCAUUCAAGCAACUCCACUAACAUCAUCAUCUUCCAAGUCUCCACAGCAGCACGAAAAGUCGCCUCAAGGAGCCAACACUAAUAAUCAUUCCAUUCCUCAUCCACAACUAUUUAACAUUGCGACCAAUUCAUAUAUGUCAAGUACUAACGGUCAGGCGACUGAUUCCAUGUUUGUCUCUUCUCCACCUCCAUCUUGCUCAUCCUCAUCCUCUCAAGCACCACCUGGUUUUACGUUUGUCGAUAUGACAAGAGAUGUUGCCUUCAAGAUUAAAUACGAAGGACAUAAAUGCCUUAAAGUUAACAAGCAAUUCAGAAAUAAUGAAACCUUCCAGAACAACUUUUUCAUUUUCAAGAGUGGAAAUGAGCAAACACCAAAUGGUGAAUCCAUGAUGUCGAUGGAUGGAAACGGUGCUGACAUGAUGAUUACUGACAAUAGUCAAGAUGCCACAACACCAUCAGGAAACUACCAGAAUCAGUUUUUCGAAUCGGUUAUGCCAAUGAAACCCAUUGAUUUCACGCAAUCCAAUCCUUCCAAUCAUCACAGUGGCAUAUCUUCUCCAACAAGGCAUUCAGGACCUUCACAACGACGAAGAGCCUCCGUGUGUAGCAUGGAACAUUUGGGCACUUCGACACCAAUCGUCACUCCAACCACGUCGACUGCAUCAAAUUGCUUCUUUCAUUUCCAAACGACUCCAACCCAUCCUCAUCAAGGAAAGAGCCUUGAUAGCGUUCCACACACAGAUACGAGCAACAAUAAUCAUUACUCUCCAACUGGAAAAGGUUCAAAAGGAAACAAUGGAAGAGUGACGGCAAGGAGAAGAAAAUCAACCAUUGCCUUUGUUGAUAUUUCAUCAUCUUCAAGUGUAGUUGAAGGUGAAAAGAGUACACUAACAACCUCCUCGCAACCAAGUUCACAUAAAGCACCAACUCUCUUGAACGAGGUCGAACAGUUAGACAUUAAUCAGGCCGUGCAAUCGAAAAAGAAAAAGAAGAGAAGAAAUAGUAAGAGUACAGCAGUAGAUGAAACUUCUCAAACUACAGCCACAGAAGGAGCUACCGGUAGUCACUCAUCCAAUUCUCAAAGUGCAGAAAAUAAUGGCAAGAAGAAGAGAAAGAGAGGGUCAUCAGGAAAUUCCAAGAAGAGAAAUUCGAAAAAGAAUCACUCUCCAGAGUUGGAUGGCAACAUACCACAUGCUGCUACUGCUACCACUACUACAGAUGCAUCUUUUGUGGGCGGUAUUAGUGGAGAGGACAGCAAUGGCGUCUCUGGUGCAAUGACGUCGGAUUCCUCUCCUCAUGCCUUACCAGCUGCUACUGCCUUGUUGACUCCAACCGACAUGAACAGCUUCAAUCAAUUGUUGAUUUAUGCUGCCUUAAAUCAAUAUUUGCAGCAACAACCUGAGGUCGGACAUGAAUUAAUCAAACAUUUGGCAGUGUUGAAUUGUCAACCUUCUCAAGCACUUGCCAAUCAAGAUAUGGCUAUUCCUUCUUCUUCUUCUUCUGCUAACAACAACAACAACAGUUCAUCCUAUGAAUGUGAUUUGAACUUUGAUGAGAUUGAUCAGUUGUUAGAUGGUUUUCCACAGCUUACCGAUUCAUAUGGAGUAAAUAAUUCUUCAAGCAGCAACGGCACAACCCAAACGACUACCAAUAACGGUGGAGGUUUAGUGACAACCAGUGCGAACGAUCCCCUUAGCAAUACUACAGGCUCUAACAUGUCUAUUGAUCCUGAAGCUUCCCUUCAGGCAUCAAAUAAUCAAGGUGAUAAUCAUUCAGUCCUCAUGAUGGUGCAAGACAGCCUUACAUUGAACCAGCAAGGUGAAGCAUCAUCAUCGAUUCAAGAGUCAUCGACCCAUGGGGUUACUACUUCAGGUUCUGACGACUUUAAUGUUUUGGACACAUCACAGCAACCACAAAGCGCUACAAGUCCACUGGGAGGAGAAUUUCUACUGGAUUCCAACUUUGAAUGGAAUUGCAUGUCAGAAAGUCACCUCGAACAAGGUUCAGGAAUGAGUAGUAGAGGAGAAUUUACCGAUUCUUUCGGUGUUGACAGUAGUGGUUCACAUUCAGGUGUUGUACAUCAUUCAGAAGGAGUUUGUACAAAUCCACAAAACACAGCCUCAAUGUUAGAUGACGCUUUCGAGAAUAUGUUGUUGUCUCCUUGUUCGGAUAUCUCCUCCUCUGGACAACUACCUCUCAAAGACGACUCUCUCCAAAAUUCUUUUUAUCCCUUUCAGAAUCAACCAAACUCACCAAUCUUUGCGUCAUCAAGUUCGGCUCAUCAACGCAAUAAGCAAGAACAAUCUCCAGAUGUAGCGAGAAGAGCAGAGUAUUCUGGUAUUUUCAAAGAACAUAUUGACCAGUAA
Naegleria fowleri is the source of this 2373-nucleotide messenger RNA. RefSeq lists its product as uncharacterized. The record is from RefSeq and is a predicted model, not a curated record. Lineage: Eukaryota; Heterolobosea; Eutetramitea; Acrasida; Naegleriidae. The transcript has a single exon. The coding region runs from base 1 to 2373 and encodes 790 amino acids.